This is a messenger RNA of Lolium perenne, 1743 nucleotides long. RefSeq names its product F-box protein At5g03100. Gene Ontology annotation, molecular function: protein binding. The record is from RefSeq and is a predicted model, not a curated record. NCBI's taxonomy places the organism in Eukaryota, Viridiplantae, Streptophyta, Magnoliopsida, Poales, Poaceae.
ACUCUCUUUUUUUAUUAUUCUCGGCAGUAAAACAAAAUGGGCAACUAUCUGACAAGUGCAAGCACACCAGAGAAACAUGUCUGGGUUAAACCAGCGACAAGAUCCACGAAUGACGGGGGAGGACCAAGCAUUAAACUUCAAGACCUUCCAGAGGAUUUUUUGUCCACAAUUUUAGCAAAACUACCUGCAGAGGAGGUUGUACGGACCAGUGUUUUGUCAAGCGAGUGGAGAUGGAUGUGGACAGCUUGCCCCAAACUACAUUUCAAUGGUGUCGACGGUGCGCGUAGGAAUGGGGGGAACCAAAAUUCCCAGAUGUUCAUCGACGGUGUUAAUGCAGUUUUGCAAAAGCACCGUGGGAAGUUUGUCGAUAACCUUGAGAUUAAAUUUAUAGCCGAGAACAAGCACGUUUACCAUAUCAAUAACUGGAUUAGGUUUGCCAUAUCGUCCCGGACAAGGAAGCUAGCUUUUGAUUUGGCCUCGCCACCUAAUGGUCAGGGACACCGUGAUCAUUACAGGUUCCCAUUUGAACUUCUAGACAAGGAAAGUGUAUGCUGCCUACAGUGUCUUCAACUUAGCUUUGUUUGUUUAAAACCUCCUUCCCAGUUUAUAGGCCUUCCAAACCUAAGAAAGCUUGAACUCUAUUUAGUGAAAACCACUAGGCGGGAUCUCGAGAAUAUGUUGUGUAGUUGCUGUAAACUUGAGCGGCUGAGCCUAGUCAGAUGUCAUCUGAACGAUGAACUGAGGGUCACUCAGCCAUUGUCCCACCUACAGUACUUGCAAGUAAUUUGCUGCAGGCUUACCAAGAUAGAGUUUCACGCUGCAAAUCUCUCCACCUUUGUGUAUGAUGGAUCUUGCAUACCUUUUUCCCUCCAUCAUGCUUCCAAACUGGAAAAUGCAAAAAUUUCCUUUACCGGUGCUAUUUUACAGCAUGUUGCAAAAUCACUUCUCGACGGUCUACCAAAUGUACAAAACCUGACAUUGCAGUUAGCACUUUGGUGGUUAGAGACUCGAUGGAUGUUAAAUAUCCCCCGCAUGUUUUCUCAGCUCAGGCAUUUGCAACUAAUGCUGCUCAUACCUAUUGGAGAAACUGACAAAAUUCUCUACUUAUUAGUUUCUUUAAUAAGGGCUGUUCCGCUCAUUGAAAAGUUGGAAGUACAUUUUCAUGGGAUUUCUACUUCGUGGUUCGCAAAUUAUGGACCUCUCAGACAAGAAAUCCCGCCGUGUGACUAUGCGCAUCUGAAGAGUAUUCAUGUUACGGCUUUUAGAGCGGCAAGAAGCCAAGUUGAAUUCCUUCUGCAUGUGUUAUGCCCCUGCUGUACAGGUUGUGACUUUGGAUACAGCUCAAAGACUAACCGACGCUCGGAAUCCAGAUGAAAUAGACCCAACACAGAGUAGUGUAGCCUUUGAUGUUGUUAGAGGCCCCUUACUUGAGAAACUCCCGUCGCAUGCAAAGCUUUUCCUUGUUUGAGAUAGCGAUAGAACAGAUCUAAUAUAUGAGCAUACUGGUUGUAGAAACAUCUUAUAUCAUGGGAUGGAGGGUGUGGUAAAAUAUGACCAAUUGGACAACCUUAUCAAAGAAUAUGGGCGCGCAACAAGUAGUCGACCGCGAGCUACCCCACAUGGAAAUGUUACAUAUUAUGGUGAUCGUUGCCUAUGUGGAUAGGCCACUUCGGCCACAUACAUUUCCGUGUCCGCUAUUGACAUCUACCAGGAUGGUAGAACAGCAAGGCGUCAAUAAAUUUU